Molecule: messenger RNA, 2578 nt
Organism: Portunus trituberculatus (swimming crab)
Lineage: Eukaryota; Metazoa; Arthropoda; Malacostraca; Decapoda; Portunidae
Product: nucleosome assembly protein 1-like 1
Exons: 9
Coding region: 338-1456 (372 amino acids)
Biological process (GO): nucleosome assembly
Cellular component (GO): chromatin; nucleus
Molecular function (GO): histone binding; chromatin binding
Source: RefSeq, a predicted model, not a curated record
GGGCCUUAAUCGCCAUGCGCGCCGCCCGCACCCCGCCUUGCCUUGCCUUGCCACGGGCGGCCGCAUGCCAGUCGCCGGGGCCUGGCCGAGCUGCAGGGGCUGCCAGGGCGGCGCACUGGACGCCCUCAAAGGACAAGGGUCACAAAAUGGUUUCGUUUUGACGUCAUCACUGUAUCGGUUGGUCUUACUUUAGGAACUGUUCAAUUACCAAGUUUGCUGCGCAGGAAGCUAGCGGCCGAGCACAGCCCGUUUGCCUGGUGGGGCUCGAGCCAGCCAGCCCCGCGGUGCCCCGGAGUAUCCAGAGUGCAGACCUUGAAUAGCUAUUAUACAAACAAAGAUGGCCGAUCCGGAGAAGGGAGCACCAGCACCUGCCAUGGAGGAGGACAUUGAUGAGGAGGACGUGGAGGAUGUGGAGGAUGAGGAAGGAGGUGGGGAGCGCAAGGAACUUGUUGACAAGCUGAUGAAGGACCCUCAGGUGCUGGCUGCCCUUCAGACCAAACUCCGUCGCUACCUUGGCACACCCUCGGGUUAUAUUAGUUCUUUGCCAGUAGCAGUAAAGAGACGUAUAAAGGCACUGAAAAAACUGCAGCUUCAGUACACAGACCUCGAGGCAGCCUUCUACAAAGAAGUUCACGCACUGGAGGUGAAGUACGACAAGAUGCACCAGGCCCUGUACGAGAAGCGCCGGCACGUGGUCACCUCAGAAUACGAACCCAACGAUGAAGAAUGUGACUUCCCCUCUGACGACGAGACCGACGACGAGAAGAACCUUAGCAAAGACAUGGAGGAGAAGGCCAAAAUAGAUGAGAAGGACGAAAAUAAGAUCCACGAUUUCGAUGAGAACACUAAAGGCAUUCCAGAAUUCUGGUUAACGAUCUUCAAAAAUGUGGACCUGCUCGCUGAGAUGGUGCAGGACUACGACGAGCCCAUCCUGAAACACCUCGUAGACAUCCAGCUCAAGUUCCACGACGAGCCAAUGGGCUUCACUUUAGAGUUCCACUUUAGUGAAAAUGAAUACUUCACCAACAAGGUUCUAACUAAAUAUUAUGAAAUGAAGUGUGUUCCAGAUAAAGAUGAUCCAUUUGGCUUUGAAGGACCGGAAAUCUUUAAGUGCAAGGGUUGUACCUUGGACUGGAAAAAGGGUAAAAAUGUCACAGUCAAAACAAUCAAGAAGAAACAGAAGCAUAAAUCUCGAGGAGCUGUCAGGACAAUCACCAAGACACUGCAGAACGACUCCUUCUUUAACUUCUUCAAUCCUCCACCAGUCCCUGAGGAUCCCAAUGAGGAGAUGGAUGAGGACACCCAGGCCUUGUUAACGGCAGACUUCGAGAUUGGACACUAUAUCCGGGAACGCAUUAUUCCCCGGGCAGUGCUAUUCUAUACUGGUGAAGCUUUAGAUGAUGAAGAUUUUGAAGAGGAAGAGGGAGAAGAAGGGUCAAUAAUCAGUUCAGUGUAGCACCAUAGCAUCUUCAAGAUUUUCAGGCGAGGAAGGAGACGAUGAGGAGGAGGAAGAUGACCCUGACUAUGACCCAUCGAAAGACAAGGCCGUCAAGGGUCAGCAGCCGCCAGAGUGUAAGCAGCAGUGACCUUCUGGCUGAGUGUAGGGUAUUUUUCCUUUGACGUUAAGCAGCAGCAUCUGGGGCCUUGGUGUCAUUACGUAUUUGGUGGCAUUAAACAUUUUCUUGUGGAUUUUCCAUAUGGAUAUGUUUCUUCUAUAGCUGUAGUGAAAGCAUGCUAACUACUGCAAACAUGUCAUUCCAAGUUUACAGUCUUCAAUGUCUGUAUAUAUAUUUCUUUAUUGUUUUUUUGGAUCAUUAAUAGGAACAAAUUUGUAUAGGUGUUAACAGUAGCUUGUUGUUGAUUUGAUGGACAUUUCUUUUCAUUCUCAUUAUUUCCAGCUACAGGUGUUGCCACCAUACGAAUUGUUAAUUACUUUUCUCCAGUGCAGCUGAAAUCUCAUUGUACAUGAAUAUUAUUAAAAUGUUAUUUGAUGCAGCUGAAAGUUUAGAUUAAAUGUUAUUUGGUGCAACUGAAAGUUUAGAUCUGUUUUAUUCAAGUUUGAGAGAUUAAUGUCAUGUACUACUCCUGAAUAUUGUUGAGUUUGUACAAAAAAAAAUGUUCAGUACCAAUCUAAUGUUUAUAAUAGAUGUUACAGGGUCUUGGUGGGUCGGACAGACCUUGCUGUUGCCCUCUUCUUCAAGAGCAUCAAGGUUUGUUCCAAAGGACACUUGAAAAGUUCUGACUUGUGAUACGCCACUUUUUGAUAGGUUCAUCUGUGACUACUCAAGAUGUUUAGACUUAAAUAAUCUAGAUUUAUAUAUUUUUCAUUUUUUUGACUGCAUUAUACGAGCUUUAACAACAAACUACUGCCUCUGUUGCAUGAACAUGUGGAAAAGUAUUGAUACUCAUCACGGUCUGUAUUUAAUUUCGGAACUAGUUUUAUUUAUUUUAAACUGAAAUCUAUGAAAUUGCGUAGUGGAAAGAAAGGUUUCAUGGUGUAACCAGUAAGCUUCAUAAAUCAAUGUAAUAGCUUUGUUACCACUGCAGCGAAAAUAUAUAUAUUUGCUCCUUUUUUUCA